Messenger RNA from Pongo pygmaeus (Bornean orangutan), 1632 nucleotides. NCBI's taxonomy places the organism in Eukaryota, Metazoa, Chordata, Mammalia, Primates, Hominidae. The record is from RefSeq and is a predicted model, not a curated record.
AAUUUGGGGAAGUCAAGAUGGGAGGAUGGCUUGUGGUCAGGAGAUGGAGACCGGCCUGUGUAACAUAAUGAGCUCCGUUAAUCUGUUGCCAUUUUGGCACCAAGGACGGGCUUAGUGGAAGAUGAUUUUUCCCCAGACAAGGGGUGGCGGGGCUCAGGCAGUGCGAGUGGUUCACCACCUGUUCCGCGUCGGGAUUACUAACAGGCCAGAGACAGCUAAAUGAUGGAAGCGAAUCAGCCUGGCAAGCUUUUCGUUGGUGGGCUAAGUAGAGAAGCCGAUGAAAAGACGCUUAAAGCAGUAUUUGGGGAACAUGGUCGCGUGUCGGAAGUUGUUUGGAAGAAAGAUCGAAAAAACAAGUGUAGAGGCUUCGCAUUUAUUACUUUUGAGAACCCUGCAGAUGCUAGGAAUGCUGCCAAAGAUAUGAAUGGAAAGUAUUUGUAUGGAAAAGCAAUAAAAGUAGAAGAAGCCAAUAAACCAUCCUUUCAACGUGGUGGUACGCGGAGAACACCACCUCCUUCAAGACACAGAAGCCCUUCGGGAAGUCUGAGGUCUACAAGAAGAAGCAGUGGAGGAAGAAGAGGGUGGCAUCACUCACGUGGAGGACACUUGGGUGAUGGUGGAUACACUCUUGAUCUCCACAUGAGUUCUUCUAGGGGAACGUUUGGAGUUAAAAGAGUUCCAUCUUCAAGAAUUGGAAGUCCUCCUCCUAAAAAAUCUGCUCCUUCAACUGUGGCAAGAAGCAAUAGUGGGAUAGGAGGCCAAGGUCCCAUUUCACGUGGAAGAGAGAACUAUGCAGGUCUUUCACGCAGAGAGCCAUCCUCCUCCCGGAGAAAGAACAGUACCUCAGCAAGAGAUGAUGCUUAUGCAACUAAAGAUAGCAUAAAUCAUCGAAGUUCCCGAGACACCAGGUGUUAUGCUCCGCCACGUAAAGACUGUGCAUGGCGUGAUUAUGGUCGUUCUCUCCGUGAUGAACAUUCUUCUAGACGAUAUGGUGAUCAUGACGGCCAUGGUAGAGAUGAUUCAGAACGUCCAAGUGGACGUUCCUACAGACAUGCAUGUCAGAGUUAUAGUAAGCGUCCAGGGACCUCUCGUGGUGUACCACCUGCACCAGGUCCUCGGAUGACUUUCAGUGGAAGCAGUCGCCGUGAUUAUAACAAUACACGAGAUAGAUAUGACAGAAGCCGGGAGAGUUACUCAAGGAGCCAUCGUGAUUCCUAUUCCAGUGGUCGUGGGCACAGUGGCAGAAAAGAACAAACCUAUCCACCUUCAGUGGAUAGGGUGCACCGUGAUCCUCGUGAAGAAUAUGGGAGCUCAAGUUACAGGGCUUCUAGAAAAGGUGUUGGGGGAAGCUGAUCUGAAAAAGGAGACUGAAGCAGAUAUUUAAAAUAAGAGUUCUUCCGUGGGUAUCGAAAAUUACAAUGUUGUCUCUGUAUUAUUACCUGAGUACCACUACUAGAAAUAAGUUAGUUUUGUAGGGAGAGGUAGCUAUUAACUUCCUCCAUGAAUUUUUUGAGCUGAAAAGGAAUCUUUAUCAAAGUAAUUUCAUUAUUUUUAAUACCAUUUGAAAGCUAUCUGUUUAGGUGUAAUGUGUGUAGUAAAAUUUUCAGAAUAAAUCUAUACAUGGAAUGCAAA